Humulus lupulus (European hop) is the source of this 673-nucleotide messenger RNA. RefSeq lists its product as uncharacterized. Bases 40 to 618 code for a protein of 192 amino acids. The transcript has 5 exons. The record is from RefSeq and is a predicted model, not a curated record. NCBI's taxonomy places the organism in Eukaryota, Viridiplantae, Streptophyta, Magnoliopsida, Rosales, Cannabaceae. Gene Ontology annotation, biological process: proteolysis. Gene Ontology annotation, molecular function: cysteine-type peptidase activity.
UUAUAUAUCUCACAAGAAGAUAUAGUCCACGUUGGCUUAAUGGAAGAGAUUGGAGCAUCAUGUGUAUCGUUAUAUAUCAGGAUUUUAUACUUCCAAUUAGUGAAAAGAGAGAUCAGUCACUUUUUUCGUUUUGUUGAGCCAAUUUGGUUAUCAAAUGUUGGAUCCACUGAAGAAGAACGAGUUGAAUGGGUAUCAAAGCGUAUGAUUGAUUCAAAUCCGGGUCAGAUAUGGUUGUUGCCAUAUCAUAAGGGAAAGCAUUGGAUGCUUAUAAUAAUUGAUUUUGAUCACCAAUUGUGCUAUUUCCUGGAUUCUCUUCACAAUUUUCCACCAGAUGAAAUCAAAUCUCUCAUUUCUCGUGUCUUUCAACAUUUACGCACAAAUAAUGCGAAAACUAAGGAAGUUGCGUGGAGAACAGUUAAGUGUCCUCGUCAACCAUUACAAUCAGCACAAUGUGGAUUCUAUGUUAUGAGGAUGAUGAAGGACUUCCUGACAAAUGAAUUUUCAAUGCGAUGGCUAACUAGUAACUGUGGCGGGAAGAACUAUUACACAAAGGAUGAGAUCAAUGAAGUAUGUGAAGAAUGGGCACAAUGCGUCAUGGAUUUGAUGAGUACUACAUAGGUCCACCCACUUUUGUUAACAUAGACUUUUAAUGAGAUAUACUUACAAUGUUAAC